AUGAACCAAACCUCCACCAGUUCAUCAUCCAACUCCACAACAAGCGAAGCCACCAUUACGAUUUCAAGCACGCAGCAAGACCCUCGCUGGCGAGACCGCCACCUGGAUGACGGCUAUGCACCGUCCAAGACUGGUGGCCCAGAUGAAACCUCAGCAUCAGCCCCAGAGCCCGAGAAACCAUCCCGGACAAUGCCGGGCAGCUACGGGGAAGAGGCAGAAUACAUGGGAGACUCCUCUUUGCCGACCAACUCCACUCAUAUCGUAGACACAUCAGUUCCUUCUUCCGAGAACCCCACCCCAACCACGAACUGCCCAGGCCCACUUGACCCUGCAACCGGUGAAGGGUAUUUGGACUCGGACGAGAACUGUGCCAUCGCCUGUUACAACAACCUUGUCUUGAACCAAGCUGGCGAUGCUUGUGUCUGCCGACCCACCUUUUCCUUUGAUCCAGUUGAAGUCAAGUGCAUUUGUGGCAGUCCGUUUGUCCUCAGAGGUUCCAAAUGCGUUCUGCUCCCAUCUCAAUUAGCAAAUUCUCGUCAUUCCAACAAAAAACGAUCCUUGAACAGCCAACUGCCAUUUGGGGUUGAAAUGUUGCACGGCAAGUAUCCUCGAACCGAUGUGGAUCGAUUGAAUUGCCCGGAUACUGAAAUUUCCUGCCCAAUGCCAACUGGAGGGUACGAGUGCCUCGACCCGGAUGUCACACUUGAUUCCUGUGGUGGGUGCAUAUCCACUGGCCAAGGGGUUGAUUGUCGCAACAUGACAGGGGCUGGGGAGGUGGGCUGUAAUGCGGGAGUUUGCCAAGCCAUCACCUGUGAGAUGGGAUACCGCCUAAUCGAUGGAAAAUGUAUCCGAAACCCACGCAGAAAAGCUUGA
Messenger RNA from Puccinia triticina, 873 nucleotides. RefSeq lists its product as uncharacterized. The transcript is spliced from 5 exons. The record is from RefSeq and is a predicted model, not a curated record. Bases 1 to 873 code for a protein of 290 amino acids. Lineage: Eukaryota; Fungi; Basidiomycota; Pucciniomycetes; Pucciniales; Pucciniaceae.